AAGAAAAAUAAUAAAGGAUUGAAUUCCAAUUUUGUCCUUUUAGAGAGAGAAAAAGGGGAAGGCGUUUUUUCUUCUCUCGUUCUUCCAUAUUCUACAGAGAGAUAUCGAAAUUCCAUUUUCUUGAGAGAGAGAGAUAGGGGGACGAAAUUUAAUCAUCGAUCAAGUGCUUCAAUCGCGAAAAUCGAUGAGAAAAACUAUGGAAUGGAAUGUGAAUCAAGUGAUUUGGUUAUGCUGAUGACGCGAUCUUCGAUUCUGUGAUUGAGAUUUGGAAGCUCAGAUUUCUAUUUUCCCGAAGCUCGGAUUUUUAUUUUUGUUACCCCUCUGUUGGAUAAUCUACGCAAAGAAAAAUGAACGGUGGUGAAGAUGCCGCUUCCUCCGCCGCUACUAGUGGCCCUCCUCCGUCUUUAGAGUGGAGAUUCUCUCAGGUCUUCGGGGAGCGAACAGCCGGAGAAGAAGUCCAGGAAGUUGACAUCAUUUCAGCCAUUGAAUUUGAUAAAAGUGGAGACCAUCUUGCAACUGGCGACCGUGGAGGCCGAGUUGUUCUUUUUGAGAGGACGGACUCUAAAGAUCAUGGUGGGUCCAGGAGGGAUCAUGAGCAGAUGGAUUACGCAGUUAGGCAUCCUGAGUUUCGAUAUAAAACAGAAUUUCAGAGUCAUGAACCAGAGUUUGACUAUCUUAAGAGUUUGGAGAUAGAGGAGAAAAUCAACAAAAUUAGAUGGUGUCAACCAGCAAAUGGUGCAUUGUUUCUCCUAUCCACAAACGAUAAAACCAUCAAAUAUUGGAAGGUACAAGAGAAGAAGAUCAAGAAAAUUUGUGAAAUGAAUAUUGAUCCUUCAAAUCAACCAAGUCCAAGUACCCCUCCUCCAUUAGUUCCUAAUGGAGUACUUGCUAAGAAAGAACAUGGCUACCUGAGCGAUGACUUCUCUUUCCCGCCAGGAGGCAUUCCAUCUCUGCGUUUGCCUGUGGUAGUGACUAGCCAGGAGACCAGCCUCGUGGCGAGAUGCCGAAGAGUAUAUGCUCAUGCUCAUGAUUACCAUAUUAAUUCAAUCUCAAAUAGCAGCGAUGGGGAAACCUUCAUUUCUGCUGAUGAUCUACGAGUAAAUCUCUGGAAUUUGGAAAUCAGCAACCAGAGUUUCAACAUUGUUGAUGUUAAGCCCACAAACAUGGAGGACUUAACUGAGGUUAUUACUUCAGCUGAGUUUCAUCCAAUUCAUUGUAAUAUGCUCGCAUAUAGCAGUUCAAAAGGAUCCAUUCGUUUGAUUGAUAUGCGGCAGUCAGCUCUGUGUGAUUCUCAUACUAAAUUAUUUGAAGAACCAGAAGCUCCUGGUUCAAGAUCAUUUUUCACAGAGAUAAUUGCCUCAAUUUCAGAUAUUAAAUUCUCAAAUAAUGGGAGAUACAUACUUAGUCGCGACUACAUGACGCUCAAGCUGUGGGACAUAAACAUGGAUUCUGGUCCAGUUGCAUCUUACCAGGUGCAUGAACAUCUGAGACCCAAGCUAUGCGAUCUAUAUGAAAAUGACUCCAUCUUUGAUAAAUUUGAGUGUUGUCUGAGUGGAGAUGGAUUGAGGGUAGCAACAGGCUCUUACAGCAAUCUAUUCCGCGUAUUUGGAACUUCUCAAGGAAGUACUGAAGCUGCAACUUUGGAAGCUAGCAAAAACCCAAUGAGGAGGCAAAUCCAAACACCUGCAAGACCUUCAAGAUCUAUGAGCAGUAUGACACGUGCAGUUAGACGAGGAUCAGAGAGUCCCGGAGCAGAGGCAAAUGGUAACGCAUACGAUUUCACAACGAAGUUGCUGCAUAUGGCUUGGCACCCAGCAGAGAACUCAAUUGCUUGUGCAGCAGCAAACAGCUUGUACAUGUAUUAUGCAUGAACUGGAGAGAGAGAAGAAGAAAAAAACAUGGAACCAGCUUGCUCCAAUUUAACUUUCCCUUUUCUCCUUUUUCAGGCUCUCUCUCUCUCUCUCUUUCUUUCUCUCUCUCUCUUUUAACUACCAAAGUGAUGAUGUAACCAGAAAAAGUGUAGUAGUAACAGAGUUAUGCUGUGACCAAGACCCGAAGCCUGACCAGUCACGGCGACGCAGGAAGCAACAGUAUGUCUCUCAGGAGUUAGAUGGGGUUAAUAUAUUGGGUUGGGAAAGAAAAAAAAAGAAGGGUAAUUGUCUGAAAUAUCCGAUCCACCCCUCCUAAAUAGGUUUUUUUUUUUUGGGUUGCAAAGGAUAAUUUUCAUUUUCUUUUUAGUUUCGAUUCUAUUACUCUUUUAAGAAACGGAAACAGCUUAUGGUGUGUGUGAUUUUUUUAGUAUGAGACGAUGGGGAGGGUUGUGCUUCAAAUUUGUUUAUUGAUUCUUUUGUCAUAUCUUCUUCUUUCCUCUUCUUGAACACAUUAUGAUGCUCUCUAUAUGUGUCUUUUUUCUUUUGUAUUUUCAGACAUCCUUUUGUGAUUUUUACCGCUACCACAAUAAAACAACAAAUGUAGUUAUAUCCUCGUAUA
Molecule: messenger RNA, 2490 nt
Organism: Eutrema salsugineum
Lineage: Eukaryota; Viridiplantae; Streptophyta; Magnoliopsida; Brassicales; Brassicaceae
Product: serine/threonine protein phosphatase 2A 55 kDa regulatory subunit B beta isoform
Exons: 14
Coding region: 348-1871 (507 amino acids)
Biological process (GO): peptidyl-serine dephosphorylation
Cellular component (GO): protein phosphatase type 2A complex; cytosol
Molecular function (GO): protein phosphatase regulator activity; protein binding
Source: RefSeq, a predicted model, not a curated record